This is a messenger RNA of Monodelphis domestica (gray short-tailed opossum), 3286 nucleotides long. RefSeq names its product serine/threonine kinase 33 (gene STK33). Gene Ontology annotation, biological process: protein phosphorylation. The record is from RefSeq and is a predicted model, not a curated record. Gene Ontology annotation, molecular function: ATP binding; protein kinase activity. Lineage: Eukaryota; Metazoa; Chordata; Mammalia; Didelphimorphia; Didelphidae.
CUCGCGGUCCCGCUGUGUCCCCGCGCAGCCCCAGUCUUCUCCACCGCGGAGCCUCAGGGAGAAAAGUUUCUUGUGGGGGCCAGUCUAGUGUCAGGAGCCCAGUGUGCCCAGCCUUCCAUCCGCCAGCCUGCCCUGCUCGACUGUCCCAGCACCUGAGUGAGUGGCCUCCUAAGCUCUCCCCCUUCUCCAGUCUGGUCUGCAGGCGUCUGGCCCGGCCUCCGGCUCGCUGUCCAGUUGCUACGGCAACGCAAGGUAAACCGGCCGCCUGGGCUAGGAGCCCCGGACCCCCGGACCCCUCGGGGCCGCCCUCCCUCCACCCUCCUCCCCGGCCUGGCCCUUCUCGUGGGCCUGUCACCCCUUCAGCCGGGGGGGCUUUCCGGAGGCGGCUUCCUCCCGAGGUCACCUGGGCCUGUCACUCUGUCUGUCCGUUUCGUCCAUGUCGUCGUCGGGUCUGCGCUAUGGAGUCUUAGGAAGAACCGGCUCCAACGUGGUUGUUCCCCCUUCCCCCUCACACUCAAGAAGAGUUCUGCCAUUCUGUAAUGGGGAUUACACCUGAUGGAAGUGCUGUUUCAUGAAUGUACUCACUUUCUUGUAAACCAGAGGAUUAACAUGAUUCCUAUCCAUGCUUACUAUGAUCUGGUGUGCCAAUGGCUGUUAAUGUUUCAUUAACUUACAAGACUGAGCCAGUCAGAAGGUAGUUCAUUUGAAGGAGGUCGUGUCUUGCUUUUCCUGCCAUUUGUUACUCCUUCAAACACUUGAAACACUUUCUCCUCAUUUCCUCUGCAUGUGGCUGAAAAAAUUAAAAAAAAAUGGCUGAUUGUAGCUUUGACAGAAAAAGUGUAAAAUGCCCUGAAUGCUCUGGUAAUUCCCAACCAGACAGGAUUAAUUCAUGUCGCUGCAAAAAUAAGGAUUGCUCUAAUAUUUCUGUUUCUGUCAUGGAGACAUCCCAGUCUUCAAGCCUCAAUAAUGCAGAGUUAACAGCAAAUGGCAACAGAAAUAAAAAUCCAAGCACUGAAAACAACAAGUCAAAAGAAUAUGUCAACUCUGAAUAUUCACUGAUUAUGGACAAGUCAUCAAUCUUCUUUCCAUCCACCACCUCAGUCCAAACUCAGUUGUCAUCCUCAUCCUCAUCCUUAUCCCCAUCACAGAGUUCACAAACGUCUUUACAAGCAAAGGAACAAUUGUCUAGCAUUAGAGAGCCCUUAAGAACCUCAGAUACAAUUGAGACAAAUAGAAAAGUCUCCGUACAUCAAUGGAAUCGUAUCACCUCUUCAGAAGGAAAAGUUCCUCACAUAAGGAUGGAAGACUGCACUGUUCUCCAGCAAAUAUAUUCCUUUGGAAGAAAAUUGGGACAAGGGAGCUUUGGAGUGGUCAUUGAAGUUACAGACAAGAUAACAGAUACUAAGUGGGCCAUGAAAAAAGUGAACAAAGAAAAGGCUGGAAGCUCUGCUGUGAAAUUACUCGAACGGGAGGUGACCAUCCUGAAAACUGUGAAACAUGAGCAUAUCAUUCAUCUAGAACGGGUGUUUGAAACAGCUAAGAGGAUGUACCUUGUGAUGGAACUCUGUGAAGCUGGAGAACUGAAAGAAAUGCUUAGCAAAAAAGGGCAUUUCUCUGAGAAUGAAACAAGGCAAAUCAUUCAGGAUCUAGCAUCAGCUAUAGCCUAUCUUCAUAAAAAAGAUAUUGUUCAUAGAGACCUAAAGCUGGAAAAUAUUUUGGUUAAAAGCAGCUAUACUAAUGAAGAAAAUGAAACCAACUAUAACAUAAAGGUGACUGAUUUUGGUUUAGCAGUGCAAAAGGAAGGCGGAUGUGAAUCCAUGUUUCAGACAACUUGUGGGACUCCUAUUUAUAUGGCGCCUGAAGUGAUCAAUGCCCAUGACUAUAGCCAACAGUGUGACAUCUGGAGCAUAGGUGUCAUUAUGUACAUGCUAAUUUGUGGGGAACCUCCUUUUAUAGCAAACUCAGAAGAGAAACUCUUUGAAUUAAUAAGAAAAGGAAAACUAGGCUUUGAAAAGACAGCCUGGGAGCGUGUGAGUGACUCUGCUAAAUACGCUUUGGGACAGCUUCUGAAGGUAGAUCCUGCUCACAGAAUCACAGCCAAAGAACUGCUUGAUAAUCAGUGGAUAACAGGCAAUACACUGACCCCUAUGAGACCUACAAAUGUCCUGGAGCUGAUGAAACAAUGGAAGAACCAGCCAGCAAGUGAUGAAGAAGAUUUGGAUCACUUAAAGGAUGAUCUCGCUUCCAAAAUCCACAUGUAUACAGCCUUCCAAUCAGAGAACAAUGUUGACCCUAAGAAUACGGACAGUAAUAGUAAUACAGAUGAUAGUAGUGGCCAAUCCCCCCUCACCACUGGAAAGCAGGUCUGCAAGAAAAAAAAUAACACAAGUACAUUAACAAAUGGAACAGUGAAGAAGAAAAAUGUAAACUUUAGGCUAUCUAGUAAUGUCCCUCCUAGUGGGAAAGUGAACCAUCCAAAGCGAAAUAUGGACAAUUCAGAAAAUGUGUUCCCUCAAGGUUCCCUAUCACCUAAACCAACUUUACCUUCACCAAGGGUGGAGUCGGAUAAGCCCUCCUUGGCCCCAAGCCCAGGAUUAUCCCCCAGAAACAACGGUAAAACCCCUGCUACAUCUAAAAUCAAAAAGAAAUCCUAAGGUAUCCUUCAGCUCUGUGCAGAGUAGGGCCAAGGCUGUGAUUCCUUCUGUUGGAACAAGGGCAUAAGGGACAAAAUGGACAGAGCCACAUUGAGCCUUUCGGAUCUCCUCAGCCCUGUCAGGGCAGAGUUCUCUGCAUCACCUUAAAUCCGAAGGUCUUUCUAAAGCAGCGUGUACCCUGUUCAGGAAUACCCAUUCACAGCAGUGUUGGCAGAGCCCAGCUGUCCCUGACUAGAGGUCUAUGUAAGUAUUUUUUUAGUCUGAGGUGACAAGCCCCCUUAGGAGGGUUUCACGAGCCUUUCUGCUCUAUUUUACCUAAGAUUCUUAAAUUUAGCCACAGAUAUUUAUAGGGAAAAAUAUGAGAGGAAUAGAAUUGGUCCCUGAGGAUCCUGCUACUUGUGUGCACUUUGCCCUGGAGGACUCUGCUAGGAAAAUGCAUAUCACCUUGUCUGGACAUACAGCACAAGCGUUUUGGCUACUCAAAUGUAUUUUUGCUCUGUUAGGUCAUCUUAAAUUACUUAAACAACUCACUUUAAACUUGGAAAAUGGAAGAACUUUUUUUUUAAAACUACCUGCUGUUAUCUUCCCAGUUGUAUUGAGUAAAUCAAUAAAAACAAAUAUUACCCAUUCUA